AUGUCGAGUACUAGUACUAGGCAAGGUGGACUUGGGGGCACAAGGUGUCAAGAUUGUGGGAACAUAGCCAAGAAAGAUUGUGCUUACAUGAGUUGCCGGACUUGUUGCCGGAGCAAAGGAUUCGAGUGCCAAACACGCAUAAAGAGCACUUGGGUUCCGGUAUACCGGAGGCGAAUCCGCCAUCAUCAUCAGCAACAACGAAACCCUAAAAGACUUAGAGAAAACAAUCCUUCUUCAGGGUUGGAAAUGGUGGAUUUUCCAGCCGAAGUGACAUCGCCGGUGACAUUUCGAUGUGUUCGAGUGAGCUCCAUCGAAGACAUGGCCGACCAGUACGCGUAUCGAACGGCGGUGAUGAUUGGAGGACAUGUUUUCAAGGGUGUUCUCUAUGAUCAAGGACCGGAUCGUGGCCAUUACUCGCUCGGAGAAUGCUCCUCAAGAGAGACUCCUCUUCAGCCGCCGUGGUUGCAGCAGCCGAAUCAAAUCGAUUCCGCCGGCGAUCUAACAAUGGCUACAACUAACACCACGACUACUGUUCUUCCUCCCCCUUAUGCAUCUCCUUUUACUGCUUUCGUUUCACCUGGCUGGUACGCCAUUUUUCCUCCACCCAAAAUCUUAAGCAAAAAACCCUUCUUCUCUUCCACUUUCAACCAUUGCAGCUCAUUGAGGUUGCAUUAUCUGAUAUAUUCAACCUAA
Molecule: messenger RNA, 693 nt
Organism: Hibiscus syriacus
Lineage: Eukaryota; Viridiplantae; Streptophyta; Magnoliopsida; Malvales; Malvaceae
Product: protein SHI RELATED SEQUENCE 1-like
Exons: 2
Coding region: 1-693 (230 amino acids)
Biological process (GO): positive regulation of DNA-templated transcription
Cellular component (GO): nucleus
Molecular function (GO): DNA-binding transcription factor activity; DNA binding
Source: RefSeq, a predicted model, not a curated record